UCAGAAUAGCUGUUAAGUGUAGUCUAAAUGACAGUAAUAGUAAAUAAAGGUGUAAAGUCGCCACAGCUGCUCUCACACACUCAUCUUCGACACUAACAGCUCGAUCACGUGCGUGUUUAGAUUAUUUUAAUUCAAUUACUCAUUAAACAGUGUUUUAUGAGCGUCUACUCAUCUCCUGAAGCAGCAGCAGCAGCUCAUGUUAACACAGCAAAGCUUCAACUCUGACGAGUAAAGGCUGAUAACCGCCACGCGCUACUUUCACUAUGGUAAACUUUUCCAACAGAAGCAGAUCUAGGCGUCCUCCGCAUUGGCUCGCGUCGCGUCGGGCGCGUCAGUGACGUCACUAACGCGUUGUUUUCGCCUGUGUGGAGCUGGAGCAGCGCGCGUGCGGAAACACAACGCAGAAGAAAAACAAACGGAAACAAACACACAAAUCAACGGCAGCGAUGUCCGACUUCGGCAGAUACACGCACGCGGUCAUGCGCGCGAUGCCCGCGUCCCUGAGCACAGCCGCGCUGCGCACCGAUAACGAGUCCCCGGUGGAUCCGCUCGGGGUGCAGCGGGAGUUUGAGCACUAUGUGUCCGUGCUGAGGGACCGGCUCGGGCUGCAGGUGCUGAUGCUGCCCGCUGAUGAGGAGCUGCCGGACUGCGUGUUCGUGGAGGACACGGCGGUGGUGUGCGGGAACACGGCGCUCAUCACCAGACCCGGAGCGCCGAGCCGCAGGUCGGAGACGGUGGCCAUGAAGGGUGCAUUGACUGAGCUCGGCCUGAAUAUUGUUGAGAUGAGAGAUGAAUCAGCCACGAUGGAUGGAGGAGACAUUCUGUUCACAGGUAAAGAGUUCUUUGUGGGAUUAUCAAAGAGGACCAAUCAGAGAGGAGCAGAGAUCCUGGCCGACACCUUUAAGGAUUACUCAGUGUCCACUGUUGCUGUAGAGGAGGGUCUCCAUCUGAAGAGCUUCUGCAGUAUGGCUGCUCCAGACCUCAUCGCUAUCGGCUCCAGUGACGCCGCACAGAAGGCCCUGAAGAUAAUGCAGCAGAUGAGUGAUUUUAAAUAUGAGAAGCUGACGGUUCCUGAUGAUCGAGCUGCAAACUGUGUGUACAUGAACCUGCCGGGGAAAGGAGAUGUUCUACUGCACUGCACACCUGAAGUGUUUCCUGAGAGUGCCAAGGUGUUCGAGAGGCUGAAGAGUCACAUGCUCAUCCCAGUGGCCAAUCAGGAGAAGAUGAAGGUAGACGGAGCACUGACCUGCCUAUCAGUGCUCAUACGCAUCUGACACACACACACAAGAGAGAGAGAGAGAGAGUGUGUGUGUGUGUCCUUCUAAAGGUCUUUUAAACUCACUCAGUGGCUGUUUAAAGCACUUAAAUCUGCUCAGAGUUUUCUAAAGCUCCCUCUAGAAGAGAUGAGUUUAAUUCAAUCAGUUUUCUAAUAUGCAAGUAAGCAGACGUCAUGUUUCUACCUCUCCACACUCAGAUCUGAGGAGAAAUCCUUCUUUUCUCAGCCUUUUUAACCCUUUCAUUACCAGUGCAGUCAGCACGGCUAUUUCAUCAUUAUUGUCCUUAUGAAAUCUCCCUUUAUGGCAGAAAUCCCACCCAAACUGGAGCUGUAACCCACUUCAAGUGGAGCUUUACUGAGCAGAAAGUGAUAGUUGUGUGAAACGUGCUGGUUUUAAACCGUGAAUGAGGCUUCAUUAUUAAAUAGUGCUGUCUAGAUCACAGAGAAUCGUGUGUAUGAAUAGCUUUAUUGAGCACUUAUGUUUAACACAGACGUGAUGUGAAAAGAGUCGCAGUAAAGAGCUGUUAAUGAGAAACUGAUGAAAAACUAAACACUAAUAAUCUAAAUAUUGAUAGUUUUGUCUUGUUUACCAUUAAAUAUGAUUAAUAACAUGCCAUUAGCAUUAUAUCUCAAAGAUAAUUCAGAAAUGUACAUUUUAUCUACUUAUACACUAUGUACAUCGCAUGCUAAAUUACAUGUUUCCUCCCAUAUGCAGUAAAACAUUACAUUAGUAGACCAAAUUAAUUAUAAAAUACAUUCAUAUUUUCAACAUUAGACUGCUUUCCUAAUGCAUUAAUACUCAUUACCCAUAUAGUCAUUGAGCUAUAGUGAAUAUUAUGUUCUUGAACCAUACUGUAACCUAAUACCUGUAUUAUAGCCUACAGUGUUGAUUAUAGGAUCUACAACUAUGUUGAGUGCUCCAAGAUACUGUAGUAUUAACUAUAGUGAACUGAUCAACUGUAAUAAACACUGUAGUAUACUUAAGUUUUUACUACAGUAAACUGUGCUGUAGUGUAACAUAAUAUACCCUAUAUUUGUAGAAAACUACAGUGUUUGGUGAUUUAUUUAUAUUACUAUAGUAGUUGUGUUACCAUAGCAACUGUAGAAUCACCACAACAGAUAAUUUAUUAUAGUAGUUGUGUUACUAUAGCAACUGUAGAAUCACCACAACAGAUAAAUUACUAUAGUUGUGUUACAAUAGCAACUGUAGAAUCACCACAACAGAUCAAUUAUUAUAGUUGUUGUUACCAUAGCAACUGUAGAAUCACCACGACAGAUAUAUAAAUAUAGUAGUUGUUAUCAUAGCAACUGUAUAAUCGCCACAGUAGAUCAAUUACUAUAGUUGUUGUUACCAUAGCAACUGCAGAAUCACUACAAAAGCUAUAUUACUAUAGUAGUUGCAUUACCAUAGCAACUGUAUAGUCACCACAACAGAAAUUUUACUAUAGUAAUUGUUACUAUAGUGUAGCGCAACAGAUCAAUUACAAUAGUCAUUUCUAUAGUAGUUGUGUUACCAUAGCAACUGUAGAAUCACCACAACAGGUUAAUUCAAGUACUUUACUAUAGUACGGUUCAAAAACACUACAGUAUUUACUAUAAAUUGCUAUAGUAUUUUUAUAUUGGCUCCUUAAUAUAUAGUUUAAAUGAUUGAUUUAUUGCUAACUUUUUCAAAGCAUUAAUUCACAGGAAACAGUUUCUUCCUGAUGGGUUAUAUGGGAGGAAAAGCUUCAUUGUUCAUAUUCUGCUUUCAGCUCAUCUGUUUAUCUGUAUGCCUAAUUUGAUUUUUAAAAAUGACUUUCUUAAAGCAUACCUGUUGUGCUUUAGUAAUCAGCCUGUCAUCCCUCUACACAUAGAAAGUGUCUCAGGUUUUGGGAUUAUGCAGUAUAUUUGUAAUGCUGAUCUGUGUUUUGCUAGCUGUGCCUCAGGACUUUUUAUUAGAAAUCUUAACAGUUUGUGCCAUAAUAAUCUCUUUAACACUGUGCUAUUCACUCUUUGUAACGGCUUUGGUAAAUAAAAAUAAUCAGCUUUAUGAAA
Danio aesculapii is the source of this 3310-nucleotide messenger RNA. It is a transcript of the gene ddah1, whose product is annotated as dimethylarginine dimethylaminohydrolase 1. Gene Ontology annotation, biological process: positive regulation of nitric oxide biosynthetic process; arginine metabolic process. Gene Ontology annotation, molecular function: amino acid binding; dimethylargininase activity. The coding region runs from base 447 to 1274 and encodes 275 amino acids. The record is from RefSeq and is a predicted model, not a curated record. The transcript has 6 exons. NCBI's taxonomy places the organism in Eukaryota, Metazoa, Chordata, Actinopteri, Cypriniformes, Danionidae.